AACACAGGUAAAGUUGCUUGGCAGUCUACUUGCAGGCCCAGCUCUGGCAUGGUUUGUUCCACUCCUUGAAAAAGAGUUAGCACUGUUGAAUAAUUUCGAUAGUUUCAUCAGGGAGUUUGAAGCUAUCUUUGGAGACUCAGACAAGAUCAGAAUAGCAACAAACAGAAUUAGAAAACUCACUUAG
Cetraspora pellucida is the source of this 184-nucleotide messenger RNA. NCBI's taxonomy places the organism in Eukaryota, Fungi, Glomeromycota, Glomeromycetes, Diversisporales, Gigasporaceae. The record is from the annotation of a GenBank genome assembly.